AUGAAGACAUCACUUUUAAACAUCCCGUGGGAACGCAAACUGCAGUCGCGGUUUCACAGUCUUAAUGACACCGAGCUGGAAAAACUGCGCGCAGCGCUCAACUGUACACUCUACCUUUCACUAAGAGCCCGGAUUGGAUCACCUAGUUUGUCGGCCGUAGUCUACAAGACGGAGGUUUCCGGCUUUCCCGUUGCUGUAAAAUUUGAGCCGAAUAUGAACAAGGCCAUAUCGGAGGUGGAUAUCCACUACGAACUCACCAACCGGAUCCCCGAUUACGUCUUACAUUACUACGACGCACAACAGUGUACGACAGAGUCGCAUACAUAUUUGAUUUUGGCGAUGGAACUGGCCACGGGUGAUCUGACCCAGGUUCUGCGACAGGGUUCGAUUGAGUACGAUGAACUGCGUGUGCUCAUUAUUGACGUUUUUUACUCUAUCGAGGAAAUGUCAAAAUGUAGUGUGUACCACGGCGACUUACACGCCGCCAACAUUUUUGUGAUUAAUCGCGGCGGACGAAAUUUGGCGGUGAUUGGCGAUUUCGGAGAGAGUACGUAUUCGCAGUCGGAAACCAAACACUUGAGCGACGCGUACCGCUUUAUUUCAUCGCUAAUAGAGUGGAUACACACAACGGGGUUUGUAUACGGAGUCUACGAUCUCAAAAAAGCACUGAAGCUCUGUGGGAAUGAAAACGCCCGAACUGAGGAUUUUGUACAGAUUUUCGACUAUUAA
This is a messenger RNA of Sphaeroforma arctica JP610, 729 nucleotides long. Its product is annotated as serine/threonine protein kinase. The record is from RefSeq and is a predicted model, not a curated record. The coding region runs from base 1 to 729 and encodes 242 amino acids. Gene Ontology annotation, molecular function: protein kinase activity; ATP binding. Gene Ontology annotation, biological process: protein phosphorylation. NCBI's taxonomy places the organism in Eukaryota, Ichthyosporea, Ichthyophonida. The transcript has a single exon.